AUGCGGAUUAGCGCAGAAACCAUACAGCAGGCCGAGCAGCGUGUGAAUCCCGACGGUGAGCGCGAGCUUGUGCUUCGGGAGCUAGCGAUUCCUUUCAUCGAGAAUAUGGGCGCUGCUCGGGAUGAUUACGACGCUUGGGACUUGACCAACAAUCGAAUAGUGCGCCUGGAAAAUUUUCCACGGGUACGAAGGCUCGCGACACUUCACUGCUCGGGGAACAACAUUGAAAGUGUGGACGCCAUAAAUAUUUCCAAAAAUGCAAAUUGCAUACGACAUCUCUACAUGAGUGACAACAACAUUGCGUCUCUGGGGGAACUGGUUAAUAUCGGUGAAGCGUGUGCAGGCCUCGAGCAUUUAUGUUUAGUUGGGAAUGCCGUAACUCGGCAACAACAUUACCGACUGUUUGCUAUUGCCAAGAUUCCAUCUCUUAAAGUUUUAGAUUUUCGAAAAAUUAAGCCAGGUGAGCGCGAGAAAGCUGCCAAGUUUGCUAUCAGCACGGCUGGUGCUGCACUAGAGGAGGAUGUGCAAAAGUCUUUGCCCAAAACUUUUGUUCCUGGUGAAGCAUUGGAUGGCGGGCGGUCGUUUACUCACAGAUUCACGGCGGCUGAAAAGGAAAAGAUUAGAGCUAUGCUUGAUAAUGCUAUGUCGGCCAAAGACGUAGAAGCAAUCGAAAAUGCCGUCAGCAACGGUGUUCUACCGGCAGGACUCGUAGUAGAAGAGAACCAGCCAGAUUCGAAACGAAGGAAGAUAUAA
Molecule: messenger RNA, 753 nt
Organism: Phaeodactylum tricornutum CCAP 1055/1
Lineage: Eukaryota; Bacillariophyta; Bacillariophyceae; Surirellales; Neidiaceae
Exons: 2
Coding region: 1-753 (250 amino acids)
Biological process (GO): mRNA splicing, via spliceosome
Molecular function (GO): U2 snRNA binding
Source: RefSeq, a predicted model, not a curated record